ACAUAACAACCCUAAUUUUGAUUCAGCAAAUCACACUACUCUACACUCUCCACCACCGACAACUAUGGCCGCCGUCUCCUCUUUCCAUCCUCUCCACGGCCACCGCCACUGCCUUCUCUCCUCCUCCUCCUCCUCCCGCUUCUAUCUUCGGCUCAGAGCCCACCGCAUCACCUCAACGCGGAGGUCGCCUCCCUCUACCGCGGUCCCCAUCGUGGCCUCCUCUUCUUCCUCCCGCCCCCUCCGCGCGGCCGUAAUUGGAGGUGGUCCCGCCGGUGCCUCUGCCUCCGAGGCACUCGCCCUUGGCGGCGUCGAGACCUUCCUCAUCGAGCGAUCCCCUUCCGGCUCCAAGCCUUGCGGUGGAGCCAUACCCCUCUGCAUGCUCUCCGAGUUCGACCUCCCGGCCCACCUCGUCGACCGCUGCGUUACCCGCAUGCGCGUCCUCUCCCCCUCCAAUCGCAUCGCGGACUUCGGCCGAUCCCUUCAACCCAACGAGUUCAUACCCAUGCUCCGACGCGAGGUCCUCGACUCAUUCCUCCGCAACCGAGCGGUUAGCGCCGGCGCUCACCUCCUCCCUGGCCUUUGCACCUCUCUCCAACUUCCCGCGUCCGAGUCUGAUCCCUACAUCGUCCACUACACCGCUUCCCCGCCCUCCCCUGGCUCCCUCGCCGGCAUCCCCUCCACCCUCGCCGUUGACGUCGUCGUCGGAGCUGACGGUGCCAACAGCCGGGUCGCCCGCGCCGUCUGCGCCGGCGGCUACGCCACCGCCAUUGCCUUCCAGGAGCGCAUUCGCCUCCCCCCCGCGGCCAUGUCCCACUACGCAGACCUCGCAGAGAUGUACGUCGGGACCGACGUCUCGCCUGACUUCUACGCCUGGGUCUUCCCCAAGUGCGACCACGUGGCCGUCGGCACUGGGACGUCCAUCGCCAAGCACGACAUCAAGCGACUGCAGGGUGGCAUCCGCGCCAGGGCUGGGCCCAAAAUCGUCGGCGGGGAGGUGAUCCGUGUGGAGGCGCACCCAAUUCCCGAGCACCCGCGGCCGCGUCGAGUGGUAGGGCGGGUAGCACUGGUGGGAGACGCAGCUGGGUACGUCACCCGUUGCUCCGGCGAAGGAAUCUACUUCGCCGCCAAGUCGGGGCGAAUGUGCGGGGAGGCUAUAGUGAGGUCAUGGAAGGAGCGUGGCAUGGUCACUGAGACCGACCUCAAGAAUGAGUACCUGGGGAAAUGGGACGAUGAAUACUUGGGAAUGUUUCGCUUCCUGGACCUACUGCAAAGGGUCUUUUACGGGAGCAAUGCCGGUCGAGAGGCGCUGGUGGAAUUGUGCGCCGACGAGUACGUCCAAAGGAUGACGUUUGAGAGUUACCUCCACAAGAGGAUGGCGACGGGGGACUGGUGGAAAAACUUGGGUUUGGCGUGGAGGACCGUUAGCAGUCUAAUGAGGGCGAGUAUUGUGGGGUGGGAGAUUGAGAGACUGAGGAUGACUGCUGUGGACUCUUGAAACAACCAUCUUCUUUCUCGGUUAUCUUAACGCCCUGAGGCUGAGAUCUUUCUACCAACUAGUUAUUGUGAUGAAUCCUAGUAGCUUGCAUGCCAUUUGAAUCUCUUGGCACUACUGCAUGAGCGGAUGCAUGUUGAACAUUUUAUCCCCACGAAUAAAAAUGUUUUAAGUUUCA
Molecule: messenger RNA, 1670 nt
Organism: Zingiber officinale
Lineage: Eukaryota; Viridiplantae; Streptophyta; Magnoliopsida; Zingiberales; Zingiberaceae
Product: geranylgeranyl diphosphate reductase-like
Exons: 1
Coding region: 65-1495 (476 amino acids)
Biological process (GO): photosynthesis; chlorophyll biosynthetic process
Cellular component (GO): chloroplast thylakoid membrane
Source: RefSeq, a predicted model, not a curated record